AUGACCCUGUCAAAAGCGUUUCUGCUCUCGAAACGAGAUAGGAUGACUGGCCUGUUAUCGCUGAUGGAUUUAGUGAAGCGAAGACGGGAUCAGUUUCAACGUGAAAGCUACUCAAUUAUAUUGCAGUUGAUGGGCUUCCAUGUUCCCCUUGUACGGCAUAUCACGUCGCAGGCAUCUUAUAGCCCAUAUAGUCUCGCUCGUAGUAACGGAUGA
Nezara viridula (southern green stink bug) is the source of this 213-nucleotide messenger RNA. The record is from the annotation of a GenBank genome assembly. Lineage: Eukaryota; Metazoa; Arthropoda; Insecta; Hemiptera; Pentatomidae.